UGUCAUCGCACUGCACAAGAUCAAUGAAACUUUCUUCAAUGUUUGCUUCAGCUCACCACCCAAUAUGGAAUUUGGUGGCAAUUGGGAUGAUGUCUUUAAAUCUCCGGCGCCGCUAGUUCGUGCCAGUCAUUUAGUGCCUCUUUUGGAGCUCCAGAUUGUUGUGAUUUUCGUCAUCACCCAAGUCACCCAUCACCUUUUCUUCAAACGUUUCAAGCUCCCAAAGGUCAUCUCACAAAUUGUUACUGGCAUACUGCUUGGACCUUCAAUCAAAGACAAGUCUGGCAAAGAAUCCUUGUUUCCACUUCUCAGUCAAGAUGUGAUUGGCAUGGCAUCGGUGUUUGGUUAUGCUUUUUUCAUGUUUCUAACCGGGGUGAAAAUGGAUGUAGGCAUGAUAAAGAAAACAGGACACAAAGCUUUAACAAUUGGUAUUUUGUCACUUGUAGUGCCCAUAGUAUGUGGCUUGUUAACCACCUUUGCUUGCACAUAUGUCUUCAAGGAAGAAGAAGACGACAAGGUUUAUUUUGUGGCGGUAACGCAUUCUCUGACUUCAUUUGCAGUUGUUUCUAGCCUUCUUCAGGAUCUCAAACUCCUAAAUUCAGAACUAGGCCGGUUGGGAUUAUCUUCCGGCCUGGUCAGUGACAUGAUCAAUGUGAUUACAACAAGUACUGCUAGUUUUAUCAGAGCGUUCAUGGGAACUGGACAGCCAACAUACAAAAUUUACAGGGACAUUGGAUCACUUAUCGCCUAUAUUCUUGCGGUAGUGUUCAUCAUUCGUCCUGCCCUGUUUUGGAUUGUGAAACAUACACCAGCAGGCAGGCCUGUUAAGGAUGCAUACAUAUAUGCCAUCUUUCUAAUGGUUCUGUUGUCUGGCGUUCUUUCUGAUAUGUUUAAUCAAACCGCGCUUUUAGGUCCUUUCAUUUUGGGUUUGGCAGUUCCAGAUGGACCACCAUUAGGCGCUGCUAUAGUGAAAAAGUUUGAUUGUUUUUUCUCUGGAGUUUUCACGCCACUAUUUGUGACUAUAUGUGCAAUGAAGGCUGAUCUUUCGUCCAUCGGAGAUGAUCGUAAAUUGUUAACACUGGACAUUGUCCUUCUGGUGGUAACUUUUGUGUCCAAAGUAAUGGCCAGUUUUGUGCCAUCUUUGAUUUGCAAGAUGCCCUUCAAUGAUGCUCUCGCAAUUGGUUUCAUAAUGAGCUCCAAAGGCAUAGUUGAGUUGGCAUCAUACUCCUUAUUCCAUGACUAUAAGACGAUUGAUGAUCAAACUUUCGCGGUGCUGCUCGUUAGUGUUCUGAUUAUUGCAAUACUGGUGCCUAGCAUGGUUAACUACUUGUAUGAUCCUUCGAGCAAAUAUGCAGGCUACCAAAAAAGGAACAUCAUCGAUAUGAAACCGAAUGCUGAGCUCCGAAUACUUGCAUGUAUUCACUCACAAUACGAUGUUGCUCCUGUCAUCAACCUUCUUGAUGUUUCAUGUCCAACUGGGGGGAGUCCAAUUUCUGUCAAUGCCCUUCACCUUAUUGAGCUUGUUGGCAGAGCCUCCCCUGUUUUUAUUGCCCACCAGAUUCAUGAAAAGGUUACAUUUAACAUUCACUUUAGCGAAAAAGUCAUCGGCCCCUUCAACCAGUAUCAACUCAACAAUCAAGGUGCUGUAUCAGCAAACAUAUUUACAGCAAUCUCUCCAUCCAACCUAAUGCAUGAGGAUAUAUGUACACUCGCACUUGACAAACUUACAUCAAUUAUAUUACUCCCAUUUCAUCGAAAAUUCGCUUUUGAUGGCAGCAUAGAGUCUGAGGGCAAUGCUAGGAGGGCACUAAAUUGUAGUGUCCUUGAAAGGGCUCCUUGCUCCAUUGGAAUUAUUGUCCAUCGUGGUCAUUUGAGACAUUCAUCACAGUUGUAUCGCGUUGCCAUGAUCUUCUUAGGUGGACGCGACGAUAGGGAGGCCUUGACAUUUGCGAAACGGGUGACCAAAGACCCCGGCAGCUUUAGCCUAACCGUGGUACGAUUAGAUGCUGAGGAUGGUAAAACUAUGAAUGAUUGGGAAAAAGUUCUUGAUAAUGAGGUGUUGAAGGAAUUUAAGCAGAAAAGUGUGGCAAAUGCGCAUGUUACAUAUGUCGAAGAGACGGCGAAAGAUGCAGUUCAAACAACGCGAAUCCUUCGGUCUAUAAUGAAUGAGUUUGAGCUUAUCAUAGUUGGGAGGAGGAAUGGCUUGGAUUCCCCUCAGACAUUAGGUUUCUCAGAGUGGAGUGAGUUCCCUGAAUUGGGGGUCAUCGGGGACCUGCUUGUUUCAUCAGAUUUCGACUGCAAUGCUUCGAUUUUCGUGGUGCAGCAACAACAACAAUUGAAGGGAAGCAAAGGUUUCAAGCUAUGAUGUAAGAAGAUUUUCGUUUUUCUU
Molecule: messenger RNA, 2386 nt
Organism: Prunus avium (sweet cherry)
Lineage: Eukaryota; Viridiplantae; Streptophyta; Magnoliopsida; Rosales; Rosaceae
Product: cation/H(+) antiporter 4-like
Biological process (GO): proton transmembrane transport; regulation of pH
Cellular component (GO): endomembrane system; membrane
Molecular function (GO): antiporter activity
Source: RefSeq, a predicted model, not a curated record